GUUUUUCUUUUCGAUUACUCCCUCGUUUAGCUUUAAAUCUUGCCCAGCCUUGCCCAAAAUGCUAAAGGGCGGCAGCACAUUAAAAGCCCUGGACGUCAGACUCCGACUGGUGCGACCCUUUAUUGAAACAAGAAGGUGCUUCUACAUCUAUUGCAGAAGCUGUGGACGCCGGCAGCAGCAGCUGCAGCCGCAGCAGCAACCGCAGCAGCAGCGCAGCUUCUCCAACAGCAUCCACAGGUCCUACAUAACGUUCAAUGAUUUUCGCACCAAGAACCGCUCGUACACCAAGAAGGAGCUCGUUGGGUACUCCAUGUUGGACAUGUACAGUGUUGUCUCUGACGUCAGCAACUACCACAGAUUCGUGCCGUACGUAAAGCGGUCUCACGUUCACAGUCAGGAGAGCGAAGGAAGAGGCUUCCGGGCGGACCUAAUAGUGGGUUUUCCGCCGCUAAACGAGGCAUACACGUCGAGAGUUACCCUGAUCCCACCCAGUCUGGUCAGGUCCGAGUGCCAUGACGGACGUCUGUUUAACUACCUGUUGAACGAGUGGCGCUUUAGGCCAGGCCUCAAGGAUAUACCCAACUCCUGCGUGCUAGACUUUAAGGUCUCGUUUGAGUUCAAAUCGCUGCUGCAUAGCAACGUUGCAAACAUCUUCUUCGACCUGAUCUGCGACCAAAUGGAAAACGCCUUUAUCGAGGAGGUGCGUCGAAGAAGCGGCCCGCCUUCGAUCCGCUCGCAUGUGCUAACCUCACAUAGAUCCUGACCCCAUGUAGCAAAUAAAUAGACGCAAAUUUGUAAUACACAACGUGUACAAAGAACAUAAAUUAAGUACUUUAAUAUGUCGAUUCUUUUAACACAAUACUAAAAAUUAAUAUUCGUGAA
Molecule: messenger RNA, 882 nt
Organism: Drosophila serrata
Lineage: Eukaryota; Metazoa; Arthropoda; Insecta; Diptera; Drosophilidae
Product: coenzyme Q-binding protein COQ10, mitochondrial
Biological process (GO): cellular respiration
Cellular component (GO): mitochondrion
Molecular function (GO): ubiquinone binding
Source: RefSeq, a predicted model, not a curated record